UGCAUCAGCUGCUCUCUGGCCGGAAGUAAGUCUUUCUCGUGGUGUGAGCGCGCAGGAGGAGGGCGGAGGAGAAAUGAUAAAGAAUCCGCAGUAAAACCGCUUUUCCUGCAGCCCGUUCUUCGCCUAUGUGGUUUAAUUGGGAACAAUGGUGAAGUAUUUCAGCUGUGUAGGAUUUCUUAAAGGAACAUGGGACCAAGUAUUUGCAGCAUUCUGGCAAAGAUACCCAAACCCUUACAGUAAUCAUGUUUUGACUGAAGACAUUGUCUUUCGGGAGGUGACUCCUGAUAACCGUCUCCUUUCCAGACGCCUCUUGACCAAAACCAGCCGAGCACCACGCUGGGCAGAGAAGUUCUUGCCCAGUCACAUGGCACGCAAGGCCUACAUCAUUGAGGACUCUGUAGUGGAUUCUAACAACAGAACAAUGGUCACUCUCACAUGGAAUAUCAGCCAUGCACGUGUUAUGUCUGUGGAGGAGCGCUGUGUGUACAGAGUGAACCCUGACAAUAGCAACUGGACAGAGAUCAAGAGAGAGGCUUGGAUCUCCUCCAGCCUCUACGGCCUUUCCAGAGCAGUUCAGGAAUUUGGCCUGGCGAGAUUUAAGAGCAGUGUCACAAAGACUAUGAAAGGAUUUGAAUAUGUCUUGGCCAAAAUGCAGGGUGAAACUCCUACACGGACGCUGGCAGAGACGGCGACUGAGAGGGCCAGAGAAACGGCGCUUGCUGCUAAAGAGAAGGCGAAAGGCUUCGCCUCUCAAGCACAGAAGAAACAAUAUGUAUGACUUGAAGACUGACACUUGACAUUGUUUUCUCAAGCCUGUGCUUGAAUUUGCUGAGGCUUUCUGAAAAGGGUCUGUCCGUUCCAGUUUGUAAAGGUAUCCGGGUUCACUGUAGCACUUCUCCAGCAGCUGGAUUGCCUUCCCUCUUCCGUUAGUCCAGCAAACUCCGUGAACCCCAUUCCUACCCCUGAUCAAUGUGCCCUUCCACCUGUAAAAUAAGUUUAACUGUCACAGGUACAACAUCUUCUUAUGCCUUGCAUAGAAAGUGUGAGACGUGUAUCUGUUCCAAAUCCUUACUUUUCCUGCUUUCUUUUACAUGGUUGUUUUACACAUUUCUUUUAUGUCUUUCUGUUGAUUUGCUUUUGUUGUGAUUUGUUAAUUAUAAAGGAUAUGAUCCAAAACUGAUUGAAAUGUGCCCUUAUGAUCAAUGUCUUUUUUUAUUCUGCUGUGUACAGUUACUUCAUUGCUUCAAAUUGAAGUGAUAUGUGCGUUGAUGGGUCCACAUAAAGUGAUGUUUAAAUACUGCACCAGUGUUCAAAAGUAUGGAAGAAAGGAUUGCAGUGGACGGCAGUGUCUGUGGAUAUGCUUGAUUCACAAUUAACUUGUAAGCAAAACAAUAAUUAUAAAGUGUAUAAACAAAUGGUAAAGCUCUUAAAUAAGUACAAUUUGCUUACUGUCAAUAAACGUUUUUCUAUCCAGCACAGGUCAUGUUCUUUCAUUAAACUGAUGUCAUUAAUUUAAA
Astyanax mexicanus (Mexican tetra) is the source of this 1517-nucleotide messenger RNA. It is a transcript of the gene prelid1a, whose product is annotated as PRELI domain containing 1a. The coding region runs from base 146 to 778 and encodes 210 amino acids. The record is from RefSeq and is a predicted model, not a curated record. Lineage: Eukaryota; Metazoa; Chordata; Actinopteri; Characiformes; Acestrorhamphidae. The transcript is spliced from 6 exons. Gene Ontology annotation, biological process: phospholipid transport. Gene Ontology annotation, molecular function: phosphatidic acid transfer activity. Gene Ontology annotation, cellular component: mitochondrial intermembrane space.